Molecule: messenger RNA, 2232 nt
Organism: Onychostruthus taczanowskii (white-rumped snowfinch)
Lineage: Eukaryota; Metazoa; Chordata; Aves; Passeriformes; Passeridae
Gene: TRAF3IP2
Product: TRAF3 interacting protein 2
Exons: 10
Coding region: 224-1837 (537 amino acids)
Biological process (GO): positive regulation of canonical NF-kappaB signal transduction; humoral immune response
Source: RefSeq, a predicted model, not a curated record
GCUUACCUGGGAGAGGCAGGGAGGGUGUCGUAAAAGGAGGGAAAGCCGCCCGGCCGGCUGAGGAAGGAGCCCCGGGCGCGGCGGGGAGCGCAGGAGGCGCGCAGCCCUCUCGCUCUCCUGGGGCAGCCCGGCGCGAACCUCCCUCGCCCGCAAGCUUGCUGAAAAAUCCUGGCCUUGCAGUAAGGCAGCUGACUCACUUCCGGUUCAACAAAAAACCUUGGAAAUGGCCUCUGUGUCAGGCACUUCUGUGGGUCGAAGCAUACCAGUCGAAGUGGAUGAAUCCAUGCCAUGGUCCCAGUUACCUGAACAUAUCUUGGAAAAGGCUUUGCAGCCUUCUGGAGAGGAUAUGGAGGAUGAGGAGGCCCAUGUUGCUCAAACACCUCAGGCCGAUCCAUCUUGCCUUUGCAGAGCACCAGCACAUCAUCAUUCAGCGCUGUCUGUGGAGCCAGACAGCAGCUUGUGGUCAAAAUAUACUGAUCCUGGUGGAGGUGGACACUCCCGUUCCCCUGGUGAAUCAAUAUCAGGAGUAUUUCCCUCGAAGACACAUUCUGUAGCUAUGGACAAACCAGGCAUGCAGCCAAGAUCGCAGCUUUCAGCUGACACCAGGCACAAGUCCAGUAAAUCAGAGCAGAUCUUGUCUGAUGUUCCUGAGGACUCACUGGAGGAGAGCAGCCAAGGGAGUUCACAGUCACAGCAACCCUCAGGAAACAGACUCCUGGCAGAGCUGGGAACUGUAGAUACAGGGUACAACUCCCAGUCACAAGACGUCAUGGGCAUCAGGCAUCUGGAACCCCCCUUACCACUGGUGUCUGUGCUGAACCCCCAGGACCUCCCAGGACCGCUGAUCUCCAGAGAGUUUUUGGGACCUGAGCAUCAGCAGUGCCCUGUGUGCCAUCACUUGCCCCAUCCCAACACGCAAGCCCACGGCUGCUUCAGGCACCGCUGCCCGGCACAGCAGCCCCCCCAAGGCCCGUAUGGCAGAGCUCCUUACCAACAUUUUGCUGAGCCAUUGCAACCACUUCCUCCUGUUCCUGGACCUUGCAUGAGAGUUAUCCGCCCGGCCCAGCAAGUCAUCCCAAAUUACUCAAACCUCCGUGCUCCCAAAGGCACUGGAGACCGACCACCCCAGAGGACAUGCUCCUCCCCUGGUCCUCCUCGAUUCCCAAACCAGCUAUACAACCAGCUACCUAAUGGUCAGCUGCCCCCCAAGGCAUGUGGCCUGGAUGAAGCAUGUGGUUGUCCUUCUGACAAUUUUCCAUCUCCAGCUGCUGUCCCAAGACCUCUCAGUAACCCUGCAGCCAGGGGAACUCUGAGAACCAGCAAUCUGCCGGAGGAGUUGCGCAAGGUCUUUAUAACCUACUCGGUGGAUACAGCAGUGGAGGUUAUGAAAUUUGUGAAUUUCCUGUCUGUAAAUGGAUUUCAAACUGCUAUUGAUAUCUUUGAGGACACGGUACGAGGUAUUGACAUCAUUAAGUGGAUGGAGCGCUACCUAGGUGAUAAGACGGUGAUGAUAAUCAUAGCAAUCAGUCCAAAAUACAAACAGGAUGUGGAAGGGGCUGAAUCCCAGCUGGACAGGGAUGAACACGGCUUACAUACUAAAUACAUCCACAGGAUGAUGCAGAUUGAGUUUAUACAGCAAGGAAGUAUGAACUUCAGAUUCAUCCCUGUGCUUUUCCCAAAUGCCAAAAAGGAACACGUGCCCACCUGGCUGCAGAACACUCACAUUUAUAACUGGCCAAAGAAUAAGAAGAACAUCCUUUUGCGGUUACUGCGGGAGGAGGAAUACGUUGCUCCUCCGAUAGGACCUUUACCAACACUCCAGGUUGUGCCGCUGUGAACAUUUUAACUUAAAGCACAUGACGAGUGGUUGUUAAAGGGUUGUUCCUGGCAGGGAGCCAGCACUCUUCCAGAUGGCUCUUUUUGAUGACAGAAGACACUCUUUCUGCUAAAGGAAUUGGUUGUCUUGGGUUACUCAGGCUCAGCUUGUUCUCUACCAUGUUAAACAUCUAUUUCCAAAGCUGAUGGGGCAGAACUCUCUUCUCUAGAUUUUUUAAUAAGCUACAAAUGGAAAGAGUGCCCACUUUUAUUUUAACAUCUGGUUUUAACAUAUUCCUUUUAUUAGUCAUUAUAGCAAACAAAUACCAGAAAUAAUGUUGCAAUAAGUGUAAAAUAAAAAUUACAUGCUCCUUUUUGCUCAGGGUUUCUUUAAAGAUAUUCCUGCUUUGUAUAGCA